Carassius auratus (goldfish) is the source of this 2631-nucleotide messenger RNA. RefSeq names its product P2Y purinoceptor 2-like. The coding region runs from base 245 to 1306 and encodes 353 amino acids. Gene Ontology annotation, molecular function: G protein-coupled UTP receptor activity; A1 adenosine receptor binding. NCBI's taxonomy places the organism in Eukaryota, Metazoa, Chordata, Actinopteri, Cypriniformes, Cyprinidae. Gene Ontology annotation, cellular component: plasma membrane. The transcript is spliced from 3 exons. The record is from RefSeq and is a predicted model, not a curated record. Gene Ontology annotation, biological process: G protein-coupled receptor signaling pathway.
GGAAACCUGUUUACCUCAGGUAGAACUUCUUCAAAAAAAAAACAGUUCGCUUUGCAUAUUGAAUGAUUGAUAGUCCAUUUACUGAUGCACUGACCAAUGAGAGAAGGCUUGAGGCGUGUUUACAUGAGUAGUCCCGCCCACAAUGAAGAAACCCAGCAUGAACAGGCAGAGCAGGACUGUGCUGGAUUGAAGAGCCAAAGGGGACAUUCCUGAAAAAAUCUGCUGAAAACAUAUCUGGAUCAGAAUGGCAACACUUAACAAUACUGGAGUAACUAAUGAUAGUCAAGUCUACCGUUGUGAGUUAAAAGAGAACUUCAAGUACAUUCUCCUCCCGGUGAGUUACACUCUGGUGUUUGUGUUCGGUCUGGGGUUGAACAUCACGGCCAUGUACGUCAUCCUGUUUCGCACCAAACACUGGAAGCCCAGCACCAUCUACAUGAUCAACCUCAACGUCUGCGACACGCUUUACGUCCUCACCCUGCCGUUCCUCAUCUACUAUUACGCUGAUAAGAACGACUGGCCGUUCGGGGAGGUGAUGUGUAAGCUGAUUCGCUUUCUCUUCUACACAAACCUCUACGGAAGCAUCCUCUUCCUCAGCUGCAUCAGUGUGCAUCGCUUUUUAGGCAUCUGCCACCCGAUGCGCUCUUUAUACUGGAUGAACGGCCGGCGUGCUCGUAUGGUUUCUGUGGGAAUAUGGGUGAUCAUUCUCAUCUUACAGGCACCGAUUCUUUAUUUCUCCAGGAUGAGACGUAAUGAUACUGAUCUGGUCUGUCAUGACACCACCAUCCAGGUGCUCUUCAAUGACUUUAUUGUUUACAGCUCGGUGGUGAUGUUCCUGCUCUUUGUCAUACCGUUUGGAGUGGUGCUGGUCUGCAACGGCCUGAUGGUGAAGAAACUUCUCGAUCCCAGCGGUCUCAGAGAACCAAUGUCACAGCGCUCCAAACAGAAGUCGGUGAAGAUGAUUAUUAUUGUGCUUCUGGCUUUCGUGUUGUGCUUCUUGCCUUUCCAUGUGAACCGCAGUAUAUACUACACCUUCCGUUACCUGGACAAACAUGACUGCAACAUAAUACGACUCUCCAACAAUGCCUACAAGGUCACGCGACCUCUGGUCAGUCUCAACAGCUGCAUCGACCCCAUCCUCUACUUCAUGGCAGGACAGAGCUUCAGAAGCAGCUUCAACAAGAAAUCAAGCAUGAAGUCUGAAAAAACCCUUUCAACAUUACAAAAUAUGAAGCAGCAGAAACGUUUUCAACACCAAGAAGAAGAAGAAAAUGAAGAAAAAGAAGAAGAAGAAAUGUUUCUUUAAGCAGCAUAUUAGAACGGUUUCUGAACAAUCAUGUUACACUGAAGACUGGAGUGAAGAUGCUUUGCAUCGUAUUAAUAAAUUACAUGUUACACUGUACUCCUACAGAAAACAGUUAUUUCUGUUUUUAAUGAAUUUUUGAUCAAAUUAAUGCAGCCUUGGUGAGCAGAAGAUUUAUUUUUAUUUUUCAAAAUCAUAAAAAACUCUCACCAGCCCCAAACUUCUUAAUGGUAUAUUAUCAGAAAAACCAUCCUAAAUAUACAGCAUGGAGAUGCAAAGCAUUUAACAUCAGUCUGUAUAGAUGAAGAGAUGUAAAGAUGAAUUUCCACAUCUCUGAAACUGAAGUAAAGUUCUGUAUUUCAAGAGUAUAAAUAUCAAGAAAAAACAACAUUACUAUUAGAAUAAUAAAUGAAAGCAACACAACACAGUGCUGAGGUUCCCCUUAACUUUUCAUCCUAGUUGAUCUUUGCAAAGUAAGGUGUAACAGCCACUGUGAUGGUAUCAAGAAAUGAUUGCAAAAAAACACAUGUGUAAUGUAUCUAAAUUGACUUUAUAUCAAAUGUGCAUGUUAACAAAACUGUGAUGCUACUUGAGUAGCCUUGCCUGUCACUACUUUCUCUGAACUACAAAUAAAUACAACUGAAGAAGGAAAUGGUGAAGCAGAGUAAUAUCUCAUAAUAUACAUUUUUCAGUUACCUCAGUAAGUUGUGACGUAACGUGCAUGAAAACACGAAUUUCACUCUGAGCAAAGCUGAGCUGAGUGCCGUAACCAUUCAGUCUCAUCUCAUUAUUUGAGGUGUAGCGCAGCACGUGCAUUGACUCAUUCAGCUUUCAGUGCAACAGAUCUUGUGGAUUCAUGUUUCUCUACAUCUGAGGACUGACGAACACUUGGCUAUAUCCCGUUAGAGGAAGAUUCACCAACAUGUGUCAGAGGAGCGUUCACAUGGCAAGCCAAACUCAACUACGACAAUUUUAUGCUUAAAUGUGUUUUUUUUUUUUUUUUUUCAGAUUGGACACACUGAAAAAAUUAUUUCCAUACUUUCUUAACUUUCUUAAAUGAAGAUACAUUUAAUUGAGAAGCGGAAAGACAUGUCAAGAAAAUAACAAAUAUCUGUCAGUGAGGAAAUAAAAAAUAAACCUUAUUUAAAGAGAAAAAAAUUAUAUACUUAUCCCACUGACCGUUCAGUUUUCUUGCAAUAUUUAUCCUAAAUCUAUGCAUUUAACUUUCAAGACUUACCCGUAUUUUUCGGACUAUAAGUCGCACUUGAGUAUAAGUCGCAUCAGUCCAAAAAUACGUCACGAUGAGGAAAAAAACAUAUAUAAGUCGC